Lactuca sativa (garden lettuce) is the source of this 2410-nucleotide messenger RNA. Its product is annotated as SH2 domain-containing protein A. NCBI's taxonomy places the organism in Eukaryota, Viridiplantae, Streptophyta, Magnoliopsida, Asterales, Asteraceae. The record is from RefSeq and is a predicted model, not a curated record. Gene Ontology annotation, biological process: regulation of DNA-templated transcription; signal transduction. Gene Ontology annotation, molecular function: DNA-binding transcription factor activity.
UCUACCCAUUUUCAAGAACCACCGGACACCCUAACCAACCGUUAAACAGCAGCAGUCAAGAAUCAAACAACCCCUCAAGACCCUCUUCACUCGUAUUCUUGUUCUAAGAAACGACGGAAGAACAGCGAAAUUCUGGCUCUUUCUCAGUUUCUUUCGUAGAAGAAUCAGCGAAAAUGGGCAGUAAUGUGGUUGAAGAUGGUGGUUACUCUUCGCUAAAAGACUUGAAAUUGGAAAUCAUCACAAACGAGAGCGAUCUCGAUGCCACUUUUUCUCUUUGCUUUUGGCUGUAUCUACCUGCUGAUUCAUCCCCUUUUCCUUCUACCCUUCUUCGCCAGCAUCAUUCUGAUACAACUAGCUCUACCCCGUUUCUUUCAUUGAAUGCAAAUAAAGAAAUCGUGCUUUACCCUAUUCUUUCUGUACCAAAAGACACAUCAAUUCCUGAAGAUGUAGCUAUGGAAACAGAAAUUCCCACUGCAAGAACCAAGAUUGAUGUCCCUCUAAACAAAUGGAUUCACAUUGGAUGUGAGGUUUCUUCUGAUACUUUACGACUUUACAUUCAUGGUGAGAUUGUUGGUGAGAAUCAUGUAGCUUACACUUCUGAUAGCUCAAAAAAAGUUUCUUUACUUGGUGCUAACAAAGAUGACUCAAUUGAGGGUUAUCUCUAUGGUGUGGAAAUGUUGCCUAUUACAUCUCCUAUUAAAGAUCACUUUGUUAAGGACCCUCCUAUGCAAAUACGUGUUGAUAGUUCAAGUGCCACUGAUAUUGAAGAAGACAAUGAUGGUGUGUGGACUGUUGUUGGUGGUAAGGCUUCUUGCCGUAGGAAUUUCUCCUUGGAUGUUGUUUUAAUGGAUGCUUUUGGGCACUUGGUCAACAAAGAAAUGGAGGUUGUUGCUACGCUUACAUAUGCGGACAAUUAUGCACAUGUCGAAAAACCAGAUGAUGCAGAAGCUCCACUGCUGACAAGUUAUGAUGGAAUCGAGUUUGCUUCAUGGGAUAGACCAAGUACACUAAUUAAUGGACGUGCUUCAUUUAAGCUCAAGAUAUCUCAGCUUUCAUCGAAAUGUGAUAACAAGUUGUUUUGUAUUAAAUUCAACAUUCCGAAGAUGGGAAGAUAUCCAUUUUUUGAAGUGUUUUCGCGUUCUAUUCGGUGUAUUUCACGUAAUCGUACUACACGUCCAUCCACUUUGAUAUGGAAAAGGUCAACCACUCUUAUGCAUUCGGUCAAUGGAACCUUUGGGCCAGAUGGAGGAUCCAUUGAGCCCGUUAACAAUGUGGUUCAUGAGGCAAAACCAAGCCCACCAUCAAAACGGAUCAAGUUAGAACUUGCAAACCCCUUUGUGCAUUUAAAGCCUGAUGAUUCAUUCAAGCAAGGAUAUGAAGAACACCAUGAGGUUGAUAGAUCAAAUGGUAGGAUUUUGGAAGGUAGAGAAGAAAUAUACAAUUCAUCAUCUGACACAGAUAGUAAUACUAAUAGUAAUAGUAAUAGUAGUGAAGCAACAAACUCAUGUAAAAGCAAUGGGAAUCCGGUUUCAGACCUAACUGUAUUCAAAUACUGCCUUGGAACCCUAACUGAAAAAUCUCUUCUUCUAAAAGACCUUGCAACUUCUGCUUCCCAACAAGAUGUCAUGGACUUUGCCAUGCGGGUUUCACAGUUUUCUGGUUGCCUUCAUCAUCGUAACCAAAUAAGAAGUUCAAAGAAGAUGAUAGAGGAAGGAACAAAGGUCUGGAAUUCGGUAUUGCAGAAUCACCACCAUGUGUCAUGGGAUAAUAUGAUUCCGGUUUUAAGAGACCAGUUUAUCAAGAUUUCUUCAUGUCGGAAUAGAUUCUUGGUGCAUCAGGAUUUUGAGGUGUUGAGAAGAAUCGGUGGUUGCCAGGACUCAGUGACUCAAGAAAACUUUGAGAAGUUGUGGUGUUGGCUAUACCCUGUGGCUUUUGCUUUAUCACAAAACGGGCUAAAUGAAAUGUGGGAUUCCAGAUGGAUUGAAGGACUUGUUACAAAAGAAGAAGCGGAAUCUUCACUUCAGGGUCCCACUGGUGGGAUUGUGGACCCCGGCACAUUCGUCCUCCGGUUUCCUACAUCAAGAAGCUGGCCCCACCCUGAUGCUGGGAAUCUUAUUGUCACUUAUGUUGGGGCUGAUUUUGCCAUACACCAUAGGCUCCUCUCUCUUGACUUCUUUCACAGUUCUUGUGGCAAUGAAACGUUGGGGAAAUCAUUGAAAGAUAUGCUGCUUGAAGAGCGUGAGUUAUCUCGACUAGGAAGGAUUACAACAAGAAGUGUGCGACUUGUUUGAGAUGUAUGUAACUAUGUAUUUAAGGCAAUGUUUUCGUCCCUAGGUAUUGUUUCUAAUGUUGAUGUGUUUCUUAAUGAAGAUCAUUCUUGGCUUGUUUUGUUAAAUUUAUUUCUCUUAAA